AAUUCGGCAAGGGUCCAUCUUAGAUCACAUAGCCGGACCAAGCCAACUGGAAACUGUGAAGUCCGAAGCUCUUUUAAUCAGUGGAGAAAUCCUUGAUAAGUUGAUAUCGAUUAUCCGUGUCUGUUGUUACCCUUUCUACCUUCAAAGUCUUUCAUAUCUAUUUCUAAGAGUCGAAACAACGUACCGUGUUUGACCAACCCAAACAACAUGGCGUCUGCACCACCCAACGAGAUCAUCGUAUAUCACUAUCCAUUCUCUCCAUAUGCGCGUAGGGUUCUUUGGUAUUUCCAAUUACAAGGUAUCCACUAUGGCCAGUGUGUCCAACCGCCCACCCUGCCCCGUCCCACCCUUGAGGCUCUAAAUGUCAACUACCGCCGUAUUCCCCUCAUGUCAAUCGGACGUACGGUCUACUGCGACUCGCGACUCAUCCUGCGAAAGCUAGAAACGCGCUUUGGUUCUACUCCGAAAUCAAGCAACCCCAAACUUGGCCUGGCUCCCUUGACAACGCCAGACCAAAAGGCACUGGCGAAUCUCUUCGAGCGAUGGACAGGGGAUGGUGGCGUGUUCGCCAGGGCAACGAAGUUGAUCCCACUUGACCUUCCAGUCAUGAAAGACGCGAAGUUUCGGGAGGAUCGCUCGUCGUUUGCGGGGGGCAAGCGAAGCUGGGAUCCGGAAGCCAUGCGCCAAGCUAGACCAGAGGCACUGGCAGGCAUUCGCGAGCAACUUGAGUGGUUGGAGAGCGGGUUGCUCAGCGAUGGGAGGGAGUGGGUGCUUGCAACCCCGAAAGCCAGCAUUGCGGAUAUCGAAGCGAUCUGGCUGUUUGACUGGCUUAUCGAAAUGCCUGGAGCCCUCCCUGCUGAGUGGUCCAAGCAAUUUCCUCGGGUGUGGGCUUGGGUCGCACGAUUUCGUGCAGUGUUGAAAGAGACGAGGAACUUGGCUCCUAAGGCUGUUACCUUCAAGCCGGAAGAGACGGUUUCUUACGUUCUCUCUGCGCAAUUCGCCCCUGUACUCGACUCUGCAGGCCCUGCAGGACAAGUGGAGUGGGUUGAUCCGGCCGAUUCCCUUGGAUUGAAAGCCGGCGACAGUGUUACUGUUUGGCCUAUCGAUUCGGGAAUGACACACAAAGACCAGGGGAAGCUCGUCCGUCUGUCGGUCAACGAAGUCAUCAUUGAGAAGGAGGUGAAGGGUUCCACCAUCAGAGUAUCCAUGCCUCGAUGGAAUUUCCGGAUAAUUAAGUCUUCCUCCGCAUCGAAGAUCUAGGCUGUCCUUCCUUUUCUAUUACGACCUGGAUGGACCUAGAGCAUAAGGAACGCGGCCAAAUUCUCCGGGUAGGACCGCAUUGGUGUGGCU
Molecule: messenger RNA, 1350 nt
Organism: Eremomyces bilateralis CBS 781.70
Lineage: Eukaryota; Fungi; Ascomycota; Dothideomycetes; Eremomycetales; Eremomycetaceae
Product: glutathione S-transferase
Exons: 3
Coding region: 208-1260 (350 amino acids)
Source: RefSeq, a predicted model, not a curated record